UUUUGCUGUUAUCAACAGUUUAUAGCCAUGAUUUUACAAAAUGGGGUUAUGCCAAUAGAUGAUUUCAUUGAUGCGAUGCCCUGAAAAUGGAAGGAUCAUUUGCUGCAUUAACAUAUCAGCAACAUUUAUUUUUUGCUUUCAUUGUUAGCAUCUUUUGGCUCUACAACAUGCAUGUAGUCGAUUUCUGUGAGGCGCUACCCUAGAAAUUGAAGAGAGUCAUGGCUAUGUUACCUUUCUGGAAAAAUGUUACUUCAUUAAUUUUAGUACUUUUUUUUAUUUUUUUUAUACUGUAUCUUUUUCUGAGCUGUUAUGGCUUUAUUUGUAACAUAUCAGGAUUCAAGCUAUUAUCUGCGUUGAAUUUUAUAUCUGCUUCUGUAUCUACAAGUACUACUUGUUGUGUAGCAGCGGUGUAUAACGUCUAUUCUUGAAAAUACAAAGGUGGUCGAAUGAAUAUGCAAUAGGGAGAUGGACCAUCCAGGAGAAAAUGACAAAAGUGGUCCCUUAUGUUUGAGGGAUUUAGAAGUUGCUGGGGGAACAAUGGAACAUACUAUGUACAGGGAGUAUACGGAACGGGAGAACGAAGCAUGUCAUGGGCGCAACAAUAACUGCCUGAUGCUUCAUGGGAAGAGGGUUUCUUCUUUCUUUAAAGUAAUGAUUGCCAAAAGUGACUUACAAGUUCUGUUUUUUCCCCCAAAGUUUGCUGGAUCAGUUUCACACCUGACUGAUCAAGAAACUUAUCUGGAGGACUCAAGUGGACGGCGAUGGAGGGUCACAGUGUGUAACCAUAAUGGUUCACUUGCAAUCCAACAGGGAUGGCCUAAAUUUUCAUCAGAACAUGGUCUGAAUGUGGGCGACUUCUUGGUUUUCCACUAUAUGCAGGGUCAGCACUUUAUUGUUCAAAUAUUUGGAACAAGCGCUUGUGAAAAGAUCAAGCUCUGCAGUGACAUUGACAAAGGGAAAAAAAGAGCAAGGAGUUAUCCAGAAACAACUUCCCCGGUUAAGCGGCUUCAAACAACUGAUAUAAAUUCAGCCAAGAAAAAGAGAGAAACAUCUGCUGCAUCAGCUAUGUCGGUGGAUGAAUCAUUCUAUAUGAUCAAUAGAGAUGCUCAAUGUGAUCAAGGAGACGACAGGUUGUACUUGCACCUGUCAAGUUUUGAAAAGCCAGCAAACGAACCUUUUGCAGAAGGAACUAGCAGUCAUUUAAAAGGUGAAAUUGGAAAUGCUAAUAAGGUUGAAACCAAUUUAAGAUCACAAACACAACCAAAUUCGGAUGUUGAGAUCAAUAAAUUAAAUUCAGAAGCAGCGUUGCCAAUGUUUGAGGCUGGAAUCACGGGAACUCAUAUGGUUAGUAGCCCAGCAGAGGAUAUUUCACUGUUGGGUCCAAACAAUGAGAAAUCUAAACUAGCAUCUCAGUUUGCUAGGAAAGUAAGAGUAGUCAAGAAAGAAUUUGAGGAGACAGCAGCAGAGGCAUUUUGUCCUGUUAGACUGAUAAGUGGAGAAAAGGGAGCAAAUGGCAACAAAAAAGUCAUCAAAAGUGAGCCUGCUGAUUCAGAAGACACACUUCAUGCAGUCAGCUAUGCAUGUCAGCUGGAGGUCGAGGGUCGGGAUUUUCAGAUAUUACCAGUAUCCUGGCGAAAACCUUUGAUGCUAACGAGAAAUCGUGGAUGGUGGGUUAUUUAUCUCCGAGGACCGGAUAAAAGAAUCUGGCCUACCGUUUAUCAUCGCAGACCAGGUUUUAAUGUUCUGACAAGUGGAUGGAAGCUAGUCACUGCUUUAUAUGGCCUGAAUCCUGGAGAUGAAUGUCUUUUUGAACUUGUAAGUCAGCAGAAAUGUAUAUUUGAUGUACGCAAACUCUGAAAGUCCAGAAGUAAGAUGCCAAAAGAAUUACUUGGAGCCGAUUACCUUGAGCUGAUACAAGAGGAAUGAAAAAGGAGCUAUGCCCAGAUUCUCAUUAAUGAUUUUUGUACAGCAUUAAACUGUUGCUUGGCUGGGUCUUAUAUUUUGUACAAUCAUUUUGAAGCUGCACUUUAUGCGCGACCGUUAUGCUACAACGCUUCACAAAUUAUCAUUUCGACUGCUGCAAUACUUUGAGACAAGGGCUUGGCCAUGCAAUUUGGAUUUCAAA
Molecule: messenger RNA, 2125 nt
Organism: Lycium barbarum (goji berry)
Lineage: Eukaryota; Viridiplantae; Streptophyta; Magnoliopsida; Solanales; Solanaceae
Product: B3 domain-containing protein Os01g0905400-like
Exons: 6
Coding region: 466-1857 (463 amino acids)
Molecular function (GO): DNA binding
Source: RefSeq, a predicted model, not a curated record